Messenger RNA from Pseudocercospora fijiensis CIRAD86, 2607 nucleotides. RefSeq lists its product as uncharacterized. The coding region runs from base 1 to 2505 and encodes 834 amino acids. The transcript has 4 exons. Lineage: Eukaryota; Fungi; Ascomycota; Dothideomycetes; Mycosphaerellales; Mycosphaerellaceae. Gene Ontology annotation, molecular function: protein binding. The record is from RefSeq and is a predicted model, not a curated record.
AUGCCGACUGUAGAAAAGGACGUUGACGAUGUCACUUCGCCGCCGUCUGCUAGGGCAGGUCUGCAUGUCCGACAAGAGUCUACCACUUUGACCACAUUAAGCAGGCUCUUCGCCGUACAGGCAGCUGUCUCGCCCCAGCAUUCUCGCCAGCCUUCAUACGUGAUGCCGCCUCGUUAUCCUUCUAGCUACAGUCGCUCUUCCUACUCGGCUCAGACAGCUGCCCUACCGGACCAUCUGUAUUCACGUGGCUUGCUGUCUGGGAAGCAUUCUGAUAUCACUGUGCACGCCUUCGGCCAUCAAUACAAGCUUCAUCGCUUAAUCCUGGAUCGUGCUCCUUUCUUCGCCAGUGCUUUCAGUGAACCAUGGCUCGAGGCCAGUGCCAAAGACAUCACCGUUCAUCCAGAAGACAUCGAUAGCUCUAUCACGCAGUCAGCGUUCGAAUUGGCCCUGAAGCGUUUGUAUGGAGCAUCAAGGAUCUCCGAAGAAGACCAGAACCCAGUCGGUCUGUUCGCAACUGGAUGCUGGCUUGAGAUGCAAGAUCUGGUAGACUCUUCAAUUGAGUCGAUGCUGCGGCAAAUGACACCGGAAACAUUGUCUCCGCUUGUCAAGCUGGUUACGAGCAAUUAUUAUGGUAGAGCAGGCGACAAGGUUCUUGCCAGCGCCAAGUCGAUGCUCUGCCGAGAUGGAUGGAGGAUGCCCCUGAAGUUUUGGGACGGCAUACCCGGCGAUAUCAUCAGAGAGAUCGUGGGUGGCGACGGGUUUUUCAUCGAUGGCGAGUGGGACAGAUUCGUCCUUGCAAAACGACUUCUCGAUCGCCGCCUACGCCAGCAAGCCAUUGCAGCUGGAUUGGUCGAGCCAGGCCACCCACGAAAAUUAAAAAAGGCUCCCGAAGCAGCAGGUCUAACGGCGAUUCGAUUCGACUCAGUAUAUAGAAGGAGUAACGCAUGCGCCGGUAGAGGCGUGCCAGAGAGUCUGCAGAAGUGGGUGACGCCGUACACAUCCAUCGAAGUUGAACCUAUUCUGGUUUUGCUCGACGAAGGCAUACAUUACGUCCACCUCGAUUUCGAACAGCUUCAAUAUAUUCGCAAUGCCAAGGACUGCCUUGGUCUUCCUGUAUUGUCAGAUACGGUCGUAAGCAGUGCUCUAUGGCAGCAAAUGGAGCUGAGGCAAAAGGUCAUGAACGCCAGGGAAGUCGAGUUGGAGCUGGGCCUCAGCGUAGAGUGUGCUGAAGAUGCUGCUCUCAACACGAACAGGGACACGACAAUGUCGAUCCACGAGUCGUCUAUGUCAAAAGGUAAACGCAAGGUUGGAGAUCCUGAUGAGGCAGCAGAGGAUGUGAUCGACAGUGGAUCCUGGGAUGGGAAUGGAAAACCACGAAAGUUUUGGAUCCCAAGCAGUGACUGCAACAUCGUAAUGGGAGGCAAUGCGGAACCCAUAAUCGCGACGUCGAAUAACACAACACUGCAACGCCACGCAAGCCGUUUAAGUGCCACGAUUCAACCGGAGGACGUCCAGUGGGUUGCUGACUUUGCUGCGGCAACAUCACAGCCUCGAAUUCCGCCCCAGAUGCCAACAGCGGACUGUAUUCACCCGCCUGAACCGGUCACAGUUAGCUGGACUGCCUUCCCGCCGUUCCGCUUCUCGUGCGAGUUUCCGAAUCCUAGGCUCCUCAAGGAAAAGAAGCGAGUCUAUAGCCGAACUGUGUUCUAUGCCGGGUCAUUGUGGAACAUCUACAUCCAAAAGGUUGCAUCCUCCCGCAGCAAACAGCUAGGUGUCUACCUGCACAGAGCCAAGGAACGCGAGACCGAGGAAGUCGUCGCUGGUACUUCUGGUUUAGCACAAGGCAGUGUCGAUGAACGGAUUGGCCAGCUAGAACGGGAGAUGAUUAUGCGCAGCGAGCGCCGGGAACGUCGACAACGGCGGAGGACCACCAUCGCAUCAGACGGAAUGGAUGGUAAUGACAUCGACAGCGGUGACAGUGCAGGCAUUGAUGAAGACCAUUCUCUUUCGAACGAGCGGGACACUCACCCCAAUUCUAGAGCAAACAGGAUGCAAAAUCUGCUCUCCAGACGGCAUCACAAGGACAUGGACAUAUUGGGCUCAUCACCGCCUUUGGCUGAACCUACGUCCUCUGGCCAUUCCAAUUCUACUCAAGAUGCACACAGUACAAGGUGGGACUCGGAAGCGGAUGACACUGAAGUGGAGAGACUCUCGGCCGCCUCAUCUCGCCUUCAUAUUCCUACCCUGCCGCCGUACGUUGACAUACGACCCACGAUCAAGACCUAUUUCAAGAUCUAUUCUCCUUCGCGUGGCGGGCGUAUGCUAUCUGUAUACGAAAGCGCUCCGGAUAAGUUUAACUUCUCACAGUCCUGGGGCUGGAAGAGCAGUACCUUAAUGCUGGAUGAGGGCCUUUUGGGGGAUGACGAUGAGUCCAGCAACAGGAAGACAAUGAAGGGAAGAGGUGAUGGCAAAUUGAGAUUUAUGGUGGUCAUUGGAAACAUUUGAUGGAAUGACUCAACGCUAGGAGACCUUGAUUGGUCUGAUAUGAUUGAUGAACCCAGAGCACUAGAUACCCAUUGACACAAAAAGAAUUGCUUGUGAUGAUUG